Molecule: messenger RNA, 342 nt
Organism: Pseudogymnoascus destructans
Lineage: Eukaryota; Fungi; Ascomycota; Leotiomycetes; Thelebolales; Thelebolaceae
Exons: 1
Coding region: 1-342 (113 amino acids)
Source: RefSeq, a predicted model, not a curated record
AUGCCCUGGAUGAUUGUUUACCUUUACACUCCUUUACACUCUCUCUUUGACUUUUGUUUCAAGUGGUUCUCCAGCGAAUGUGUAGCUCCUUCCUUCCUUGUUCUCUCUGAUCGCGGCAAGACAAGGCGCAUCUGUCUGUCUGUCCGCUGCAAGUCUGCCCAAGAUACCAACGACGACCGACUUUCUUUGGGCUUUGCUAUACCGCCCCCGAGAACGAUAUAUUCCACGUCCAAUACGCGAUUUCGACGCGUCAAGAACGAAAAAAGAUACCAGCUGCGACCGAGCCUGAGGGAAUACAGCAGGAAGCAAGGCGAACCCAGUACCCAGCUCCCCUUCAGAUAA